CCGACUCGGACACUCAGACCGCGAGUCAUUCGAAAUGAAAAAAAUUUCAUAGAGCCAAGAAAAAAAAGUAACGAGAUUAUUCGUGAUCGUCGAAAUUCGUUAUCGAUACAAAUUAUUGCGAGUGUGUGCUUCAAAUAUCGGAAAAACAAUCGGAGGAUCGGGGCUAAGAGAGAGAAGAGGACGAAAACUGUGUUGUGAUUUCAAGUGACCACAAUAGUUACCUUGGAUUUGACAUUAGAAUAUCCACACCAAAUUUGGUCACUCGAAGCGCAAACACGGACAAAAAAGUCGAAAAAGAAAAGAAUGGAUCACCGACUCUUACCGACGAUGGAGAACGAGCAAGCGUUGGAUUUCACGUCGACGCCGAAGAGGUCAUCGCGCGAUCAGUUGGCGGAGUUACCGGUGUUGGAUUUAUCAUGUAAGAAGCAAAAUUCGUCCUCGUGUAGUUUGAGUCCGGUGUCGAUAGAGCCGAUAUCGAAUCCCCCAUCAAUAGAGACUGCAAACGAGGACAAUUCGCACGAUCAUGAUGAGCAUUACGGAGAUACGGAGAGAAAGAGUCCUUUCGAAGGGCGUAAUUUCAUGGUGACGCCACCGUCGGAAGUGGAUUCACCGAGGAAGCCAAAACACGAAGGAAUGUACCACAAAAUUAAUGAAAUUACGUCGAUAGCACCGAGCGAGGGUGCGAAUCCGCAUUACGCCAUGUUGCCCUCGAAUUUACCGAUUCCAACGGUCCCAGCGGCGAUGCUCUCGGGCCUGGCGUUGCCGCCGAUCGGCGUCGAGACUAUAGCGUCGCUUCAACUUCCGGUUUCCACGACGACAACGCCAUCGAACUUUAGCCACGAGAUCACAGGCUCAAUGACUCCACAAGAGUCGUCGAAGAAAGCUCCGAGGCCUUUCAAAGCUUAUCCCAAGGAUCCACUCUCCAUGAGCGUCGGAAGCGCCGAGCUCAUGUACGACCAGACGUCGACGGAAGCUUACUCCGAAUUCCGCAAACGAAUGCUCGAGUCGGUCAGGCGUACGAACGAAGGGACCAACAUAAAAAUGCGACGCGUCACCAAGAGUCCGGGCCUCCCAACCAGCACCAUAAUGGACGAAAAAGAUGCCGCUUAUUGGGAGCGACGAAGAAAAAAUAACGAAGCUGCCAAACGCUCGCGGGACGCGAGAAGAGCCAAAGAAGACGAAAUCGCCAUCCGAGCCGCUUUCCUGGAACAAGAAAACAUGAAAUUAAAAUACGAACUCGUUGCACUUAGAAACGAGACUGCUAAACUCAGGUGCAUGAUUUACACCAAUUGAUCCACGUUUUUUCAUCCGCUAUUACUACUCGGACACACUAUCAUUCAUAUUUUAUUUAGAUCAUUUAUCAUCUCGGCCGAAAAUGGUCAAUCGUUACAAAAUUACUUCAAAAAACAACAUGGGUCGAAAUCAGUAGGAAAACUUAUCUCGGAAUUUUUUUUUACGUCAUAACUGUGCAAAUAUUCAAAUUUUCUUGCAGUAGAUAGAAAAAAAAACAACGAUGUAAAUUACGUGGACAAAGUCCUCAAAUUCUUCACUUUACAUUUGUUUUUUUCGUCAAUCACACAUUCGAAGAGAAAAUUUUCAAUGUUUGCAAUUUGGAGCACUGAGAAUAGAUGCAUUCUCUAUUGAUAACGAAAAAUUAAUUGAAAAAUAUGAUGCAUGCAAAUUUCAGUUUUUUGUUGUUGUAACGAUGCGAUUAUUUCUUGUCAUGAAUAUUCGCUCAAAAUCGUAAUGAGACGGCGCCACUGAAUCAGGAUAUUGACUGAAAUUUUAUUCGUCACAAAUUUCGGAUCGCUUCGCGCGUUAUUCACAAGUAUUUUCUCUUAUUCAUCGGAUUUUCACGUGUACUCAAAAUUCUCAACUCGAAAGUUUCAAGAAAUUCGAACGGACUUGACCCAUUCGAAUUUCAAAACACAAAACACUUGAGAAUUUCGUGAAAAAAUGAAAUUUGAAAAUUCAACUUCUCAACGAAACUUUUUCGUGACACGCAAUUUGCGGUUUCAGUAGACUGAUUGAUAUUGAAUUUUUUGAAAUCUUGAAAAUGCGAUGUUUAUGACGAAUAAUUGACUGAAUCGGGAGUCUCGAAAGUAGCUUUAUCAAUAAUGUAAAAAAAAACCAAGUUCUUAAUUCGCAUUUGUAAUAUACAAAUACUCAUACGUUACGUCAUAUACGGGCCUGAAAAUCAACAGAAGUUUCCCGAUAUUUAAGUUCGGAAUGGAAUAUCGAUCCGAUAUCGAUGAAUCGAUGCUUUGCCCUCGUUUUAGUUAAAUCACUUUUUCGGGAUAUCAUAGUCAGUAGAACUUAAGUGUAAAUAAUUAUUGGAAGCUGCGAACGUCCUUCUUCUCUAACUUUUUCUCUCGUCAGCUUGAGAGAGUUUGCUCUACGAUGUGAGAUUUCACCAUGUACAUAAAAAGAUUGUUGCAAUAUUUAAGAUAUAUUUAUAAA
This is a messenger RNA of Venturia canescens, 2460 nucleotides long. RefSeq names its product protein giant-like (gene gt). The transcript is spliced from 2 exons. Gene Ontology annotation, biological process: regulation of transcription by RNA polymerase II. Gene Ontology annotation, cellular component: nucleus. The record is from RefSeq and is a predicted model, not a curated record. Lineage: Eukaryota; Metazoa; Arthropoda; Insecta; Hymenoptera; Ichneumonidae. The coding region runs from base 304 to 1293 and encodes 329 amino acids. Gene Ontology annotation, molecular function: DNA-binding transcription factor activity, RNA polymerase II-specific; RNA polymerase II cis-regulatory region sequence-specific DNA binding.